CUUCACGCGUUGCCACCUCAUCCAUCAACUAUGGCGUCUCAACCACAUGCUCAGAAGCUUGCAAAAGAAGGUCGAUUAGGCCUUGCAAUCGCCUCUUUUCAAUCAAACCCUCUAUUAUCUGUGCGCAAGCUUGCUGCAGCCUAUAAUGUGCCAGAAUCUACCCUUCGAACACGCCUUCGAGGUAUUCAACCAAAACACGCGACUAGGUCACCAAAUCAAAAGCUAUCUCCUACUGAGGAGCAGGCCCUAGUAGACUGGAUCCUAGAGCUUGACCGACGUGGAUUUCCACCCCAGAUUAUUGAUGUACGACGAAUGGGAGAUAAUCUACUCGCUGCGCGCGGCCAGCAGCCUCCUCCUCUACCCCUAGGCAAGCUCUGGGCAUCACGCUUUAUUCAGUCUCAGCCAGAGCUCUAG
Periconia digitata is the source of this 414-nucleotide messenger RNA. The record is from the annotation of a GenBank genome assembly. Lineage: Eukaryota; Fungi; Ascomycota; Dothideomycetes; Pleosporales; Periconiaceae.